AUGGACUACACUGACAUAUAUUUGCGGCCACGAAAGAAGGAAAGUGUAUCUCCUCAAGAGCCCUUAAGGUCGGCACAGGUGGACUCAGCCGCCGAGUCACGAGUGGAGUGGAUGUUGAAGGGCGCCUUCUCUGUUCAGCAGUUGCUUGAUCGAGUAGAGGAGCUCUCCGCCCGCGUGUGUAUGUUCGAUGAAAAAAUGGUGAACCUUACGAAGUUGGUGAAACUAGCCCAAGGAAUCCAAGAGGAAAAGGAGGCCGACAUCAGGUUUCAGCAGCAGGAGCUGCUGUCGCGGUUAAAACGGUUAGAGCAGGCCUGUGCAAGGUUAGAGGAUAUGGAAACAUUCAAACAAUUCAUCAUUUCCAAGGUACAGGAAACAUUAGAAGAUGCCCACCAAGCAUUUUUGAGUGAUCUGGCGAAGAUCCGAGCCGACGGAGAAGAGCAAGCGGCACGAACGAAACAACGCAUAGAAAACACAGUGAGUGACGUGAGAAGAGAUGUGGAGGAGCGGAUCGCAUCCCUGUGGGGCGAGGCGGAGCAGAAGGACUUGUCAAGGCAAGAGGCGCAAGAUACCCUUCGUGAAAAAUUACGGCUCGUGGAAAGCUCUUUAAGGGAUUUGGAGAUGUCAGUAGGACGGGAUUAUUCACGGGUUCCACCGCUUCAAGAAAAAAUUGACGGUAUUACCCAGUCGCUCAGUUCGCUGGAGCAAAAGGUUGACAAGACUGCGGGCACCGUGGUGACUUUAGGUAACGAGGCGAAGCAGGCGCGGGCAUUGCUCAUGGAAGAAAUAGAAACGACAAGACAGUGGGUUACUCGAAACCUUCAGCGUGUAAAACAACACGUGGAGGUAAUAUCUUCAGAUGUCGAGCAACUACAUAAUGGUCGGGCCGACCUUAGCGCACGCAUCAGUCGUAUAAGCUGCCAGGCGGACAUGGAAUGCAAGAAACUCAGGUCCCAGUUGUCGCAGAAAGCCCUGGUGGCCGACGCGCUUGACAACCUUGUGCAGAAGGAGUUCUACAAGGUGGAGGAUGUCGCUUUGCGACAUCAAUCACUCAGGACGGAGGUAGGGGCAGUGAAGGACGUAUGA
Messenger RNA from Trypanosoma brucei brucei TREU927, 1083 nucleotides. RefSeq lists its product as hypothetical. The transcript has a single exon. The coding region runs from base 1 to 1083 and encodes 360 amino acids. The record is from RefSeq and is a predicted model, not a curated record. Lineage: Eukaryota; Euglenozoa; Kinetoplastea; Trypanosomatida; Trypanosomatidae.